GUGUUGGUAUUUAAUAUCCUGUUUCUGCGUACAUCUCUUAUUUAAUUCCUCACCUUGCCAAAUCACAAUUCUCCUCUUCAAGUCUUAACCAAACCCAAAGUCCUUCAACAAGAAAAUCCAAUGGCUGAUCCGGCAACGAGUUCUCCGUUGUUGGAUGACCAUGUAGGUGGAGAAGAUGAAAGAGGAAGGAGAUCAAGAUCAUCAACUUUGGUUCAAAAAGUGAUCGACGUGGAAGAAGCAAAAGCUCAAAUGAUUUACUCUUUGCCAAUGAUACUCACCAAUGUUUUCUACUACUGUAUUCCUAUAACUUCUGUGAUGUUUGCUUCUCACCUCGGUCAACUCGAGCUCGCCGGUGCCACCCUUGCCAAUUCUUGGGCCACCGUCUCCGGUUUUGCCUUCAUGGUAGGGUUAAGUGGAUCACUUGAGACAUUAUGUGGACAAGGCUUUGGUGCAAAAAGAUACAGGAUGUUGGGAGUUCAUCUACAAUCAUCUUGCAUCGUUUCAUUAGUUUUCAGCAUCCUCAUCACCAUCUUCUGGUUCUUCACAGAAUCGAUUUUUGGACUUCUCAGACAAGAUCCUAGCAUUUCAAAACAAGCUGCACUCUAUAUGAAGUACCAAGCUCCCGGUUUACUAGCUUACGGGUUUUUACAAAAUAUUUUGAGAUUUUGCCAAACACAAUCGAUCAUUGCUCCACUAGUCAUCUUCUCGUUUGUUCCCUUGGUGAUAAACAUUGCUACCGCAUAUGUUCUUGUUUAUGUAGCUGGGCUUGGAUUCAUUGGUGCUCCAAUAGCUACAUCUAUUUCAUUGUGGAUAGCUUUCCUUUCGCUUGGAACUUAUGUGAUGUGUUCAGAAAAGUUUAAGGAAACAUGGACUGGAUUUUCGUUGGAAUCAUUCCGUUAUAUCGUAAUAAACUUGACAUUAAGCCUCCCUUCUGCUGCUAUGGUAUGUUUGGAAUAUUGGGCAUUCGAGAUUCUUGUGUUCUUGGCAGGAGUGAUGCCAAACCCGGAAAUCAAUACUUCUUUGGUCGCUAUAUGCGUCAACACGGAGGCGAUUAGCUACAUGUUAACAUACGGACUUAGUGCAGCUGCAAGUACGCGUGUGUCCAAUGAACUUGGAGCAGGAAAUGUAAAAGGCGCAAAGAAGGCGACCUCUGUGUCCGUAAAGUUGUCUUUAGUUCUUGCUCUCGGCGUUGUAAUUGUUUUACUCGUAGGUCAUGAUGGUUGGGUUGGGUUAUUUAGCGAUAGCUAUGUGAUUAAAGAGGAGUUUGCAUCAUUGAGGUUUUUUCUUGCUGCCUCUAUAACUCUUGAUUCAAUCCAAGGAGUUUUAUCAGGUAAAAGAUCCAAUAUAUAUUUUUUUUUUUUACUCAUCUAGGGUGGUAAAAAUCAUUGUUAAAUUUAUUUACAGGAGUUGCAAGAGGAUGCGGAUGGCAGCGUUUAGUCACGGUUAUAAAUUUGGCGACAUUCUACUUAAUUGGAAUGCCGAUUGCCGCCUUUUGUGGUUUCAAGUUGAAGUUUUAUGCCAAGGGUUUGUGGAUUGGUUUGAUAUGUGGAAUAUUUUGCCAAUCAUCAUCUCUUUUGCUUAUGACAAUAUUCCGGAAGUGGACAAAGCUGAAUGUUGCUACGGUCUGAAAACUCUAGUUACGUUCCAUUUUUCUACGGAGGCACAUUUAUUUUCUUAAGCAGAUAUGGAAUCAGUUAUCAAGAUAUAUAUUUGGAACUCAUGAUCAUUUUCCAAACGCUUAGUUAAGAUUUAUCUUUCUUAGUUUUCUUUUUAUUCUUUUGGAGUGUAAGGGAAAUAAUCUGGUUCACAAAGUUGGUCAUGGCUUGAAUAUUACAGCAUCAUUCUAAGCUAUCUUUGAAACCAACUUCUUCUUAGUUGCGUUCUUCAAUUUACUAGACUAGUUUCGUUAUCGUCAGCAAGAAACUUUUCUCAUUUUCUAUUUCUUUAAUUCCUCGUCGUUUUACUAUUUUUGGCGAUUUUUUUGGCAUAUUGUGCUAAAAUCAGAAAUUUUGAUGCUUUCUAUGUAAACUUAUUUCUCUUGCUUAGUUACACACGUCUGGUCUGGUGUCUCCAUAUUAUCCUGUUU
Molecule: messenger RNA, 2086 nt
Organism: Arabidopsis thaliana (thale cress)
Lineage: Eukaryota; Viridiplantae; Streptophyta; Magnoliopsida; Brassicales; Brassicaceae
Gene: ALF5
Product: MATE efflux family protein
Exons: 6
Coding region: 121-1371 (416 amino acids)
Biological process (GO): xenobiotic detoxification by transmembrane export across the plasma membrane; transmembrane transport
Cellular component (GO): membrane
Molecular function (GO): antiporter activity; xenobiotic transmembrane transporter activity
Source: RefSeq, marked reviewed